This is a messenger RNA of Halichondria panicea, 503 nucleotides long. RefSeq lists its product as uncharacterized. The coding region runs from base 16 to 351 and encodes 111 amino acids. Lineage: Eukaryota; Metazoa; Porifera; Demospongiae; Suberitida; Halichondriidae. The transcript is spliced from 3 exons. Gene Ontology annotation, biological process: signal transduction; intracellular protein localization. The record is from RefSeq and is a predicted model, not a curated record. Gene Ontology annotation, cellular component: cytoplasm.
UGCUCGUAACUACAUAUGUACUACUCUGCCACACACACAGCUGUGGAAAAUGCUUCUCAGGCAUAUUUGGAUGCCAACACCACUGCCACUAAUAAAAUGCCACCCACCCACCCCAUCCGACUUGGUCUGGCUCUCAACUUCUCCGUGUUCUACUACGAGAUUUCAAACAAGCCAGACAAAGCCUGUGAGCUUGCUAAAAAGGCAUUUGAUGAUGCUAUUGCGGAGUUGGACAAUCUGAAAGAGGACUCUUACAAAGACAGCACUCUCAUCAUGCAGCUCCUUAGGGACAAUCUCACUCUUUGGACGUCUGAGAAUCAGCAAGGAGAGGAGGAAGAGGAGCCCCAGAAUUAGCGUUUCUGAAACACUAUUUUCACAUGACUUAGUUAUAAUUAUCCUCUAGGGUGGUGUACAUUUAUUGCUUGUAUAGACAUAAUUAUGACACAUUAUAAUAUACUUUGUGUGACGUGAACUUAAACUUAAUUAAUAUUCUUGGACUGUUAUGA